Molecule: messenger RNA, 4312 nt
Organism: Rana temporaria (common frog)
Lineage: Eukaryota; Metazoa; Chordata; Amphibia; Anura; Ranidae
Product: von Willebrand factor C domain-containing protein 2-like
Exons: 3
Coding region: 2663-3313 (216 amino acids)
Biological process (GO): negative regulation of BMP signaling pathway
Cellular component (GO): AMPA glutamate receptor complex
Molecular function (GO): protein binding
Source: RefSeq, a predicted model, not a curated record
CCGAGAAGAAUGAGUCUGUAAUGGGAAUCCAGGAGGAGCCCCCCCCCCUCCCAUCACAUGCCCAAAUUAUAAAAGAGGAGCGGAGUGGGGGCCACUCAGACACUGCAGCCUGACACAGCAAACUUCCAGCCAGCCGAACUGCCAGGAUCUACCCAACCAGGGGGAUCCAGUGCGAGCCACCAAGAUCUACGAAACCGCAGGAUUCACUGAGAUCCCCCCAAACCGCAGGAUUCACUGAGACCUACUAAACCACAGGAUUCACUGAGACCUACUAAACCACAGGAUUCACUGAGACCCCCCCAAACCACAGGAUUCACUGAGAUCCCCCAACCACAGGAUUAACUGCGAUCCCCCCAAACCACAGGAUUCACUGAGACCUAUCAAACCACAGGAUUCACUGAGAUCCCCCCAAACCACAGGAUUCACUGAGACCUACCAAACCACAGGAUUCACUGAGAUCCCCCCAACCCACAGGAUUCACUGAGAUCCCCCCAACCACAGGAUUCACUGAGAUCCCCCCAAACCACAGGAUUCACUGAGAUCCCUCCAAACCACAGGAUUCACUGAGACCUACCGAACCACAAGAUUCACUGAGAUCCCCCCAACCCAAGGGAUUCACUGAGACCUACUAAACCACAGGAUUCACUGAGACCUACCAAACCACAAGAUUCACUGAGAUCCCCCCAAACCACAGGAUUCACUGAGAUCCCCCCAACCUACAGGAUUCACUGAGACCUACCGAACCACAGGAUUCACUGAGAUCCCCCCAAACCACAGGAUUCACUGAGAUCCCCCCAACCUACAGGAUUCACUGAGACCUACCGAACCACAGGAUUCACUGAGAUCCCCCCAAACCACAGGAUUCACUGAGACCUACCGAACCACAGGACUCACUGAGAUCCACCAGGAUUUACUGAGAUCCACCAAACCACAGGAUUCACUGGGAUCCCUCAAACCACAGGAUACACAGAGAUCCACCAAACUACAGGAUUCACUGGGAUCCCUCAAACCACAGAAUACACUGAGAUCCACCAAUCUACAGGAUUUACCGAGAGCCACCAGGAUUCAUUGGGAUCCUUCAAACAACAGAAUUCACUGGGAUCCACCAAACUUUAGGGUUGACUGAGAUUCAUCAAACCAAAGGAUUCAUUGGGAUCCCCCAAGCCACAGCAUUCACUGGGAUCCACAAAACAUCAGAGUUCACUGUAAGCCACCAAACCUCAGGGUUGACUGAGAUCCAUCAAACGUUCUGGUUCAUUGAGGUCUUCACUGAUAUCAGCUUUAAGUCCAGAUCCACCAAAGCACAAAAACUUCCCAUGAGCCACCGGAAUCCACCCGAACCACACUACUGCUCGGACCUAAGAAGAAGAGGGUAGACACCCCUAAAGCAUUUCCUGAAAAUUGGACUGCAAAAAGUACCACAACCACAGGAUUGAAUGGGAUCCACCAAACCACAGGAUUCAUUGUGAACCACAAGUAUCGACUCCACUUCCCGGGGAUCUCACUAUCUACUGGAUACGCCUCAAGCCUUCAGGAUCUACCCAACAACUGGACCCAAUAGAGUCUCUAAAGACCUACAGAUUUUAUUCUCGGACAUCGUCUUGGGUGCUCCUCUCCCGGUAGAUCCGGAUCUGCUCACCAGUACUGGUGCUGGACACCUGUCAUCAUUAUUUCCUAUUUCUGAGGCUGAACCUGUCUGUAAACUUUCCCCACUACUACAGACAGACGUAGAUGAUGUAGAGAACCGCGUGUGUCCUACAGACAUCGGUGUAGAUUAAUACCAAGACUUGUCCCGACGUCCCGUAUACUGACACUUGUCCUGACUUCCUGUAUACUGACACUGGUCCCGAAGUCCCGUAUACUGACACUUGUCCCGACUUCCCGUAUACUGACACUUGUUCCCCCGUAUACUGACAUUUGUCCUGACGUCCCGUAUACUGACACUGGUCCUGACAUCCUGUAUACUGACACUUGUCCUGAAGUCCCGUAUACUGACACUGGUCCCGACGUCCCAUAUACUGACAGUGGUCCCGUAUACUGACACUUGUCCCGAAGUCCCGUAUACUGACACUGGUCCUGACGUCCCAUAUACUGACACUUGUCCCGACUUCCUGUAUACUGACACUUGUCCCGUAUACUGACACUUGUCCCGAAGUCCCGUAUACUGACACUGGUCCUGACGUCCCGUAUACUGACACUUGUCCCGUAUAUUGACACUUGUCCCGUAUACUGACACUUGUCCCGACGUCCCGUAUACUGACACUUGUCCCGACGUCCCGUAUACUGACACUUGUCCCAUAGACUGACACUUGUCCUGAAGUCCCGUAUACUGACACUUGUCCCGAAGUCCCGUAUACUGAGACUGGUCCUGACGUCCCGUAUACUGACACUUGUCCCGUAUACUGACACUUGUCCCGUAUACUGACACUUGUCCCGACGUCCCGUAUACUGACACUUGUCCCGAAGUCCCGUAUACUGACACUUGUCCCGACGUCCCGUAUACUGACACUAGUCCCGUAUACUGACACUGGUCCCGACGUCCCGUAUACUGACACUUGUCCCGGAGGACCUCUGUACAGAACGACCACCUUCACCCAAGUGAGAAGAUUGUUGGAAGGGUUCCCUGGAUUUAUCAUCUCUUCCUGCACCUGUGUCACCAAUCAUGGCAUCUACCAGGCUGGACAGACGGGCACCCACCUCCCUGCUCUGCCUGCUCCUGAUGAGCCAGGUGGCACUGUCUGUGGCUCACCAGGUUAGCACAUGUGAAGCGAAUGGCAGUGUGUACUAUGUCGGCGAGUGGUACUUCCUGGACUCGGACCAUUGCACCCAGUGUGAGUGUACCACAGAGGGGCCAGCCUGUGCCAGGACAGAGUGCACCGCCCUGCCACCCGCCUGCAUGCAUGUCAGUCACUACCCCACCGACUGCUGCCCCCGCUGCGAGAAGAUUGGCUGUGAGUACAGAGGAGAGGUCUACGAGCUGGGCGAACAUUUCCAGCCCUCGGAGUGUGAGCAGUGCACCUGUGACAUCGAUGGCAUCGCCCGUUGCCUGGUGGCCGAUUGCGCCCCCCCACCAUGUGUGAACCCUGUCUACGAGAAGGGGGAGUGCUGUCCCCGCUGCAAAGAUGGUCCGAACUGUUAUGGCGAUGCCACCCAGAAGCGGGUCAUCCCGGCGGGGCAGUACGUCUGGGUGGACUCUUGCACCAAGUGCCGCUGCCACGAUGGGCAGGAUGUGGGCUACUGGGAAGGGAACCGCCUGGCCAAGUGUGAGAAGACCAAGAACUGCCACCCACAGGAGGGCCAGGAGAACGCGUAGAGGGCAAAGGGCCACAGACGCGGCUGAUCUCCAGCUCUCCGAUCCCCCUAGUGACCCCAAGUGUACAACAUGGCGGACAUGGGGAGACCUUAUUAGUAUUCCUAUCAUCUUCUGUCUUAUAUCUUAUUCACAGCCUAUAGGUCGUUUGGUGACAGUUCAGACCCUAAAUAUAGAAUCAGCCCUCGGUGUUCCUCUUAUUUAAUACUUGGUGGCCUAGGGCCACUCUUACAAUAUGGAUUAACUCCUACAACUCGAACGGUCAACAGGUGCUCCAGACUCCAACAGGUUGAACCAUUCCCACAGGCAGUGCUACAGCCGGGUCCGGAAAGCAGCAUUUUGUAGUGUAGAGACGACCCUCGAGGAAGCUGCUGGAAAUGUAUGGGCUGCCCUGCCAUUUCUAACGGUGACCCGCCCUUUGAGGAACCCAGCAAUCUCCGACCCACCAAUGGCAGCCAUUAGGCUUCAGUCCCCUUGGUUUCACAGCUUUCAUUUGCCUAAUAACUUGUGGAGAACGACUCAGGGCACAUAAAAUACCCCGGAAAAACAUCGACACUAUCACAGCUCAUAUAUUGGCAGGAAAAUUGUCCCUUUAUGAAUAGCCUUCUCAAUAGUAUCAAUUUCUGGUGGUCUUAAUAAUUAGUAACCACCCACCAACAGGAUUCUGGUCCUCUGGCCUUGCACAAGCAGCCACAGAUUUCUUGGUGCCUAUGUUUGGGUCUUCCAAGAGAACGAAAACCCUUCUUUACCCUGGCAUCCCCUCCAGGCAUGGGCUGGGAGGCAAAGUCCUCAACACUGGCAUAAUCAUCACGCCAAGCCUAGGGGGGGGGGGGGCAAGACCUCUACACUGACAUCCUCACCACACCAACCCUACAAGGUAAAGACCUCAACACUGGCAUCCUCAUCACACCAACCAUUGGAGGCAAAGACCGCUACAUUGACAUCCUCACCAUACCAACCCUACAAGGUAAAGACCUCAACACUGCCUCCAAGGGUUUGUGU